Molecule: messenger RNA, 1530 nt
Organism: Pieris macdunnoughi
Lineage: Eukaryota; Metazoa; Arthropoda; Insecta; Lepidoptera; Pieridae
Source: the annotation of a GenBank genome assembly
AUGGAAGAGUUGUGUCCCGGUUGCCUGUGUUCAGGAAGAAAAUUAACUUACAUUAACGGAACCUCUGUUUACUAUUUUUACAAACAAAUUGUUGAUGAAAUUGCCGCUCCAGAAGUGCUACCGCAGCUUUCAAAGGUUUGUUGGGAAUGUACAGCGCUGCUCCGUCGAUUCCAAUGUUUCCAGCAGCAAGUAAAGUGCUGUUACCUUGAGCUACUAAUGUGCGUACAGCAGAAUUCACAACAAUCACUAUCAAAACCAUCACACCUUCAAUGUCAGUCAGCAGUCACUAUUAGCUUUCCAGAAGUGAAAGUAGAUGUGGAGAUUAAGGAGGAAACAGAGGAAGUUCAUUGUGAACCAGAGACAUUUGUUAACCAGAUAACUUGGGGAGAUGAUUUAGAAAAAGAUGUGCUACCUUGUGAACCUCAAGAUAUUAUAAAGAAAGCUGAUAAGGCAGAGAAUAAACAAAAUCUGAAAGGCAAAACAAAGAAAAAGCAGAAAAAGAAACUAAAACUAAAAAGAAAAACUAAAUUAAAGAAAGAAACAUCUGAGAGCGACCAUGACUUUGACGAUAAUGAGACUGAUUUUCAAAUUGAGGAUGAAAAAGUAGAUCAAAAUAUUGAACAAGACAUAGAACAAAAUGUAAUAAAGGAAAAUUUAGAUAAAAAUGAAAUAAAUUCGGAGAAUGAAACUAAGGACAAGGACCUAUUAGGGACAGAAGUGAAUGAAACACAGAUUGAAUUGGAUGAUGAUGUACCUGAUGUAAAGAAUGAUGUUUCAGAGAAAGUGAAUGUAAGAAAUAGAGAACAAUUACCCGAGAGGCCUCAAUGUGUUGAAUGUGGGAAAGUGUUCAGUUCAAGAAAGACAUAUCGCUAUCACUUGAAUGUAUUACAUAAAGGCCAGAAUCGUCACCCGUGUCCGAAAUGCGGUAAAGUGUAUCAAUGGAAAUCGAACCUGGGAAGACAUAUGCGAAGUCAUAAGGCGCGUGAAAGUGGUGAAUUGUAUUGUGUGAAAUGCGACAAGUCUUUUGCGUCUGUGGCGACGUACAGGCAGCAUAUACGGGUGUCCAGACGACACGUAUCGGAAAGUGAAUUUACUUUCACAUGCGACGAAUGCGGAAAGAAGUUUGUGAGCAAGACACGCUUGCGUGACCAUGUUGAUUGGGAACAUCUAAACAAGAUUAAAUUCCGCUGUCAGCUGUGUAAUAAGCCGUUUAAAUGCCACACGUCGCUAUACGUACACCUUCAGAACGUGCACAGGAAUAAAGAAAGGAGAGACAACUUGUGCCAUGUCUGUGGGAAAUCAUAUCAGAAUGCAGCGAAAUUAAAAUACCACAUAGUGGCGAUGCAUACGAGUGAGACGCCAUAUCAGUGCGCCGACUGCGACGCGGCCUUUGGGUGGUACUCCUCGUUGUACCGGCACAUCCGGGAAGUGCAUUACAAGAUGAAAAUUCAAGCAAAGAAAAGUAAGAAGGAUAAAAAAUUACAGUUGCAAGAAUUGAUCCCGCUACCCUCGGAACCGCCGGGACCUUAG